Blastomyces gilchristii SLH14081 is the source of this 516-nucleotide messenger RNA. RefSeq lists its product as uncharacterized. The transcript is spliced from 2 exons. NCBI's taxonomy places the organism in Eukaryota, Fungi, Ascomycota, Eurotiomycetes, Onygenales, Ajellomycetaceae. The record is from RefSeq and is a predicted model, not a curated record. Bases 1 to 267 code for a protein of 88 amino acids.
AUGGACAGCACCAGAGAGAAGAUUACUUUUUCAACAACUCCAGAGCUUCUACAAGUCAUCCACAAAUGUGAGAGAGUUACUGCACCAGAGAAAGCUCAGGGCCUCGGCUUCAUUAAGACUGCCGCUCAUCAGGUUCUUGAUGAGAUUCCUUUCAUGAAGGCUGAAGACAAGGACAAUUAUGACAAGAAGGUAGCCUUUGAUAUUCUGAAAUGGAUUUUCUCUCCUUCUGAUCCCGCCAGGGAGCUCGCUAUGAGAGGAAAGCGGUAGUGGAUUUAGUUAGCAGGCGUGAAAUGUGAGAGGUAAUAUUUUCCGGAGCUUUGCUGGUACAAGACUGGGUGAAUGCCUAGAGAGAGUUUGCGGCUUUGAGCGUUGUGCGACGGAUUUGAAUUUUGGCGGAGCGUACAACAGCAGUAACCAAAUGUCAUAGCAGCUUGGUAACUGGGUGGUAAAUAAAUGGAAUAGUGUUGAAUCAUGGAGCGAAUUUUGAAAAGGACUCUGAAGUUAUAUUAAACAGGG